This is a messenger RNA of Argiope bruennichi, 1164 nucleotides long. Its product is annotated as glutamate receptor ionotropic, delta-1-like. The transcript is spliced from 2 exons. Gene Ontology annotation, molecular function: glutamate-gated receptor activity. Gene Ontology annotation, cellular component: membrane. Bases 1 to 1164 code for a protein of 387 amino acids. Lineage: Eukaryota; Metazoa; Arthropoda; Arachnida; Araneae; Araneidae. The record is from RefSeq and is a predicted model, not a curated record.
AUGGAAUUUCCAUCAUUUAUUAAGAUAGCAUCUUUAUCCGUACAACAUAUACUUGAAGUGAAUACUACAGAAACCGGUGAGCAAAUUUUAAAUGGAGUAGAAGGCAGGCUACUUAGAACUCUUGCAAAAUCUUUGAAUUUCCAGUACAAGCAUAUGAUUCCUUCUGACAAUAUACUUGGACUUAAAGGAGAUAACGGUAACUGGAGUGGAGUAAUGGGGAUGCUACAAAGAAAAGAAGCUGAUUUCGGUAUGUGUGGUAUCGCCAUGUUAUUUGAUAGACUUGAAGUUGCUGAUUUUAGUAAAGUAUUUAAAAUUCAAAGACUGUCUUUUCUUGUUGAGAAACCUGGUUCUCUUCCAGCAGUGUGGGCUUUUGUGAGGAUAUUUGAUACUGUUUUAUGGGGUAUUAUCAUUUUCGUCGUAUUUGUUGCACCCUUGAUAUGUUCAUUUCUUUUGAACCAUAAAUUCUCUGUGAUAGAUCUGGUGGUGCAAUUCUUUGGUAGCAUAUCACGUCAGCCGUUGGAAUUCCAAAUGACAUCAACAAGAUCCAGGAUCUUUAUAACAUCUUGGUUGGUAUUUGCUCUAGUCAUAUCAUCCAGCUAUUCUGCCUGUUUAUUGUCAUAUCUGUCCUUGCCAUUACAAGGCAAACCGAUAACUACAUUUAUUGAUCUAUCUCGAGCUGUAAGAAAAGGAACUCACAAAUCCGUUAUGCUAAAAGGGGCACCAUCAGUGUAUCUUUUAACAAAAUCUGGAAAUGAAGAUUUGGAAUUUCUUGGUAAAACUGUACUAGACAACAACUGGUUUUACUUGCCUAGUCAAGGUAUAGAAACAAGCACAGUUGAAGGAAAUACUGCUAUUAUUAAUGCAGAUUUUGCUCUGAAGUUAUUGCUCGGAAAAUUACCACCAGGAUCUUUCUUAAUUUCAGAAGAUUCGCUAAUUUCGUUUAAAUUUGGGAUAGCACUUAGGAAAGGGUUUUGUUGCACAGAAAGAUUAAACACAGUUUUGUCUCGGGUAUUAGCAGCAGGAUUAAUUGAUAAGUACCAAAGAGAUGAAUGGAAUAUUCAAAGCUUUGAAAAUUGCCACAAUUUCUGUGGAAAAAUAAAGCUUCUUGAUAAUCUGGAAAAUAGCUACAGAAGACAAGAAAAAGGUUUUGAGUCUCCCACUUAA